Messenger RNA from Alligator mississippiensis (American alligator), 3702 nucleotides. RefSeq names its product cyclin D binding myb like transcription factor 1 (gene DMTF1). NCBI's taxonomy places the organism in Eukaryota, Metazoa, Chordata, Crocodylia, Alligatoridae. Gene Ontology annotation, cellular component: nucleus. Gene Ontology annotation, molecular function: RNA polymerase II cis-regulatory region sequence-specific DNA binding; DNA-binding transcription factor activity, RNA polymerase II-specific. The record is from RefSeq and is a predicted model, not a curated record. The coding region runs from base 140 to 2443 and encodes 767 amino acids. Gene Ontology annotation, biological process: regulation of transcription by RNA polymerase II. The transcript has 17 exons.
GCUUCCGGCGGCCGCGGCCUGCUGCGCCCGGCCCGCUGCUCCCCCGCGCUGCUCCCGCCGCUCGGCGCCUCCAUCCUGGUACUUGGGCGCCUCCAUCCUGGUUUCUCAAGUGCCCGGACCCAAAACAGGAAGUUUGAGUAUGAGCACAGUUGAAGAAGAGUCUGACACAGUGACAGUAGAAACCGUGAACUCCGUGACUUUGACCCAGGAUACCGACGGGAAUCUUAUUCUUCAUUGCCCUCAGAAUGAAGCUGAUGAAGUAGAUUCUGAAGGCAGCACUGAACCUCCACACAAGAGGCUUUGCUUAUCAGAGGAUGAUCAGAGUAUUGAUGAUUCCACUCCAUGCAUUUCCGUUGUUGCCGUUCCAAUUUCAGAAAAUGAUCCAAGCUUUGAGGUGACUAUGACUGCUACGACUGAGGUAGCUGAUGAUGAGAUUAAUGAAGGAACUGUUACUCAGAUCCAGAUUCUUCAGAAUGAGCAGCUGGAUGAAAUCUCCCCUCUAGGCAAUGAAGAAGUGUCAGCUGUUAGUCAAGCCUGGUUUACAACCAAAGAGGAUAAAGAUUCCCUAACAAAUAAAGGCCAUAAAUGGAAGCAGGGAAUGUGGUCAAAGGAAGAAAUUGACAUUUUGAUGAGUAACAUUGAACGUUAUUUAAAGGCUCGUGGAAUAAAAGAUGCCACCGAAAUCAUCUUUGAGAUGUCAAAAGAUGAAAGGAAGGAUUUCUACAGAACCAUAGCGUGGGGGCUGAACCGGCCUCUCUUUGCUGUUUAUAGAAGAGUUCUUCGCAUGUAUGAUGACCGGAACCAUGUUGGAAAGUAUACUCCUGAAGAAAUCGAAAAGCUCAAAGAGCUAAGGAUAAAGCAUGGAAAUGACUGGGCAACCAUAGGAGCUGCACUGGGAAGAAGUGCAUCUUCAGUGAAAGAUCGGUGUAGGCUUAUGAAGGAUACCUGCAACACAGGAAAAUGGACAGAAGAAGAAGAAAAGAGGCUGGCAGAAGUGGUACAUGAGUUAACCAGCACAGAGCCUGGCGACAUUGUCACGCAGGGGGUAUCAUGGGCCGCUGUUGCAGAACGGGUUGGAACACGCUCUGAAAAGCAGUGCCGGUCCAAAUGGCUUAACUACCUGAACUGGAAGCAGAGCGGAGGCACUGAAUGGACUAAGGAGGAUGAAAUCAAUCUAAUCUUGAGGAUAGCGGAACUUGAAGUGUCUGAUGAAAAUGACAUCAAUUGGGAUCUACUGGCAGAAGGGUGGAGCAGCGUCCGCUCACCACAGUGGCUUCGGAGCAAAUGGUGGACCAUUAAAAGACAGAUUGCAAACCACAAAGAUGUGUCAUUCCCUGUGCUAAUAAAAGGUCUUAAACAGCUGCAUGAGAACCAAAAAAACAACCCAGGACACCAGCUUUCAGAGAACAAAUCUGGAAGUGGAUUACCAAACACUAACUCCUCUUCUGGGGUUCAGCAUGUACAGAUUCGAGUGGCUCGCUUGGAAGAAAAUGCAAGCAACUCACCGAGCCCUAUGGCAGCUUUGCAGAUCCCCGUCCAGAUUACUCAUGUCUCCUCAGCUGAUUCCCCUGCUGCUACUGGCGACUCUGAGACAAUAACGCUAAACAGUGGAACACUACAGACCUUUGAGAUUCUCCCCUCGUUCCAUCUCCAGCCUACAGGAACUCCAGGUACUUAUUUGCUACAGACGAGCUCAAGCCAAGGCCUUCCUUUAACACUGACUACCAGUCCCACAGUGACCCUAACAGCCACUGCUGCUCCAGCCUCCCCAGAACAGAUCAUCGUUCAUGCCUUAUCUCCAGAACACUUGCUGAACACAAGUGACAAUGUCACAGUGCAGUGUCAUACACCGAGCGUCAUCAUUCGCACUGUUGCUGCUGAAGACAUCACUUCUUCAGUAACUCAGGCAGAACUUACCGUCAAUUCAGACAUUCAGGCAGCUGACCUAACAGAUCCUCCCAGUACCCUGGAAGGAGAUGCUUUUCCAGAUGAAAUCCAUCAGUCCAAACUAAGUGACGAGGAGCAGUCUGCUUACAAUGAAGAAGAAGACUCCAAAUUCGGUGGCAGGAGUAAUGCAGAACUGAUAGAUGGGGUUAUGGUAAGAACUGAAGAAGAGAUCUCGGAUGCAGACCUCAAACGUGAAGAGGAUUCUCACUCCGAUUUAACUGGCACUUAUGUCACUGAGGACCUAGGUUCUCCAACCAUUGAAGAGCAAGUGGAUCAGUCUGCAAUAGAUGAUGAAACAGUCCUUAUUGUUCCCUCAUCCCAUGGUUUUAUCCAGACAUCAGAUGAUAUAGAUAAUGAAUCAGUCUUACCUCUGACAAGACUAACAGAUCCUAUAUUGCAACACCAUGGAGAAGGAUCACACAUUAUUGGCUCAUCAUUGGGUAGCCCUGAUUCUGAAGACUCCAAGGAUGUUGAAGACUUAGUUAGUUGUCACUGACAAGCAGUAAAUCAUGUCUGUUUUCUAUGACUAUGUUUGCAUCAUGAAGUUAGUUACAGCCCUGUACCACCUGUCCAAAGCAAGCAGUCAGUCUACAUGGUUAAGAAAAGAAAGCAUUGUUUAGUUUAAAAUGGCUACAGUGCACUUUUACUGCUCAUAAGACUUUUUACCUCAUUUGUAAAGGGUUACAGAGCUGCUCACAGCCCAGUUUGCUACAUUCAGCAAGGCUCUUUUUAUUUUAAAGUUUGCAGUGCUCAUGGCUAGGAUCUACUUGGUCAGUCUGACCUGGCUGUUACUAGUGUGCUGGACUUCACACACCAUGAAAACUGGACAGAAGCCAAGGAUUGUAGGCCUUAGCUUGUUAGUGCAGCAACAAGAAUUAGUUUGCACACCUUUCAUGAAGAAUGAAUGAGGAUUUCUGCACUUACUGACUCUAAGAUGCAGAGCAAAAGACUCUACGUUCAGGAAGAAAUGUAUCUGAAGAUCACCCAUCAGGGACGGCAUGGGCAGCAUCAUUCAGGAGUGGUGUGUUCUCCACUCACUUGACUUGUCAGUACUUCCACAGGGUAGGAUCCUAGCUGCAGAUGCUCUCAAAGUUGUCCUGCUCUGCUUGUUCCUGAAGAGUCCAUUGCUGGCAAUGGAUGUAGUUGCAGAAAGGUCAGAUGUGGAAGAUUUUUUUUUAAAGAAAUCACUACGAGUUCAAUAAAAAGGGAAAUCUUAUGAAAAGGGAAGCUAUUGAAGUCCACCAGCAUCUCCCAGAAAUCCAUGGCCUCUGGGGAACGUUGCAGGUAGAGUGGAAUGAUUGCUUGCAUAGCAAUACGCUCCCAGCACCUACCAGCCACCUCUUCAGAGGUGAAUUAUGCAGCAAGCAAGCUCAUACUUAAGGGAGGGAGGGAAAGUGGCAAUGAGGCAGUGGUGCCCUUAGCAAGGGUCUUGGAGGAGCAGGUCAGUGACUGCUUGGGCCUGGUUCCCCAAUGCAAAGAAAAUCAAUUCAUUCCUAUACUUGAGUGUUAAGAGAGACACUAGGCUAAAAACAGCCUUCUGAGUGGGGUGGGAGAAAAAAAAAUAACUAUAGAAAUGAAAGAUGCGUGUAUAAAUUAUUUUAUUUAUUUCUGUAAUUAGCUCUUCAUAAUCAGAGUUCACCUUUCAGUCAGUGGUUUUGUUAAUGUGAAAUUAAGUUGUAGUUUCAAAAUGGUUUGCCUAGGGAACACAAAUAAUUGUAUAUUCCGUUUAAACAAAAAUAAAGAGUAUUUGUCUUA